Molecule: messenger RNA, 831 nt
Organism: Scedosporium apiospermum
Lineage: Eukaryota; Fungi; Ascomycota; Sordariomycetes; Microascales; Microascaceae
Exons: 4
Coding region: 1-831 (276 amino acids)
Source: RefSeq, a predicted model, not a curated record
AUGGCUCCCCCACGACGCCGUCGCCAGACGGAAUAUGACGAGGAAGAUACGGAACAAGCAGAUGUUUCAAUUCAACCAAAUCGCCGGGGCUACGAUGGCGACUCUGCGGAGGAUGGAGACGAAGAUAACCACGACGAAAUGGACAUUGACCACAGACCCGGCGGCGGCCUCGAGGAACAGCUAGCGACGAAAGAGAAGCUCACGCUCGAAGAAAAGAGAAAAGCCAUAAGCGCCAACAGCCAGACAAAAGUUGCCGAGACAUGGAUCCUCGUCUCGACAUUACCUAAGCCCUUCCAAAAUCCUCUCAUCGUCACGCCCUCGAAAGCCCCUACUGCCGAAGUGGAAGCGACCUACGUCGGCUUCUACACAAUGGUCAUCGCGCUCAUCAUGCUCAACGGCGGCGAAAUCACUGAGCAAAAGCUCAAACGAUACCUCAAUAGGCUCAACGCUGAUAGCAAGCUCGGAGCAGAAAAGACGGACGACGUCCUAACCAAGAUGGAAAAGUCGGGAUACGUCGCGAAGAGAGUCGAGAAUAUAUCGGCCGAUCAGGAUAAAAACAUAAGUUGGCUCGUUGGUCCUAGGGGCAAGCAGGAGGUUGGUCCCGAAGGAGUCGCGGGCAUGAUUAGGGAGGUGUUUGGAGGCGCGACGCCGAGGUUAGAGAAGCAGCUGUCGGCAAGCCUUGGUACGAAACCGCGUGAGGAGCCGCGGGAGGCGCAGCAGGAUGGAGAAGACGAGGAGGAUAAUGGAGAGGGGAACUCGCGGAUGGCGGAAGAGGCACCGAGGCGGAGCGGUAGGCGAGGAACGCGAAACCGCUAUGCUGAGGAUGAUUGA